This is a messenger RNA of Neodiprion fabricii, 1805 nucleotides long. Its product is annotated as tRNA (guanine(10)-N2)-methyltransferase homolog. The transcript has 9 exons. Gene Ontology annotation, biological process: methylation. Gene Ontology annotation, cellular component: cytoplasm. NCBI's taxonomy places the organism in Eukaryota, Metazoa, Arthropoda, Insecta, Hymenoptera, Diprionidae. Gene Ontology annotation, molecular function: nucleic acid binding. The coding region runs from base 112 to 1515 and encodes 467 amino acids. The record is from RefSeq and is a predicted model, not a curated record.
GCAUGGGUGUCAGAUUGGACAGCUGACGGGAUUUAAAGUUGUGCUUGGCUUGUGCUUGGUUUGUAGUCGUCUACCCCAUGAACAUAUUCAAGGAUAUCAAUUGAACGAAAAAUGAUUGGAAUUCCAAAAAGAUAUUUAUUGUGGUUCGCGCACGAGCACGUCGAUUUCAGGAUAGCGGAAAUCGAAUCUAUUUGUGAGAUGUACGAUAUUAAAGUCACGACAAUUCUGAGGCCUGACGAGUAUCCAUAUUGGAUAAUCGAGUCGGAUUCAGAAGAUGCUGUAAAAAAAAUUGCUAGCAGAUCCAUAUCGCUUCGUUCCUGCAUUGAAUUGUGGGGUGAUGGGGGCAGUCAUGAAGAUUUGCACAGGAGUUUGAAGGAGUACCCGCAAGAAAACAUGAGACUACAUCUUAAUAAUGAAAAAUCCUUCAAAGUUAUUGUUGAAACAUUUUGUAAGCAUUUUUCACAAGAUGAGAAAAUUAAGAAAAUAGAGUCCUUUAGUUAUCUGCCAAUAGAGGGUCCUGUAAAUUUGCGAAAUCCAGAUACAGCAUUGAUGUAUAUAGAGUAUUACGGACUAGAUCCUAAUACAAUACCUGACAAACCUUAUCACCUUUUUUUCGGAAGACUGGUGGCUGAUGGCCAGAGACAAUUAAUACGUAAACUAUCUCUCAAAACGCGAAAUUUCAUAGGAAAUACUUCAAUGGAUCCUCAAUUAUCUUUGAUAAUGGCCAAUCAAGCGCAAGUAAAAAAUGGAGAUUUAAUUCUCGAUCCGUUUGUUGGUUCCGGGUCGCUACUUGUUGCAGCAUCUCAAUUUGGAGGGUACACUCUCGGUACAGACAUAGAUUAUCUAAUGCUUCAUGCACGCACAAGGCCCUCUCGGAUAUCACAGAAGACCAGAGGGAAAGACGAAAGUAUAGCAUCGAAUAUGAAGCAAUAUGGAACAAGUUCAUAUUACAUCGAUGUCUUAGUGACAGAUUUCUCUUUACCUGUCUGGCGUUCAGACAUGAGAGUCGAUGCAAUUAUCACAGAUCCUCCAUAUGGAAUAAGAGAAGCAACGGAGCGUGUAGGUACCAUAAAAAGACAGCCUGUAAUCGACCAGCAUCAAGUAGCUAGUCAUAUACCUUCUAAGAUUGACUACGGGCUGCCUCAGAUGUUCGUUGAUCUGCUCUCAUUUGCUGCGAAUCAUUUAUGUAUUAACGGCAGAUUGGUAUGCUGGUUUCCUUUGUUCAGGGAGCACUAUGCAGACGAGCAGCUUCCUUCACAUCCAUGUUUGCAAUUAAUUGCCAAUUCGGAACAGAUUCUGAGUACAUAUACAAGUCGCCGCUUGCUCACUUAUAAGAAAAUUCGAGAUCCUCAGGAUGAUGAUCCAAUUGAUGAUUCGAAUGUAUUAGACUUCCGUGUAAGAUAUUUCGGACAUGGAGAUGAAACAAGAAAAGAAAGAAGAAUGAAGAGAGCAGAACAGAGGGCAAAGAAUAAAGAGAAUUGGGAAAAAAAUAUUAAGUCAAAAACUGCAAGAUGACUAAAUCUUUUUUAAAUAUAAAAGUGGUAAAAGUUUAUUUAACAAACCUGCUUUUUACUUUAUUUAAAACGCACUUUUACACGAAUAAAAAUACUUUUUUACCAUUUAUUAUUUCUCAGCAAAGACAUCAUGCGAGUAGAAAUUGCAAACGUGGUCUUUUUUCAAAAUACCACAGUAUUUUUAAAGGUGCUAUUCGACUUCAAUUCUCAAGGUCGCCUAAAUGUUGUUCAUGUACCGUCACAUCAAAAGCUCUUCACGUAUAGAUCCCGUUUCAAAACAUACGUAGACAU